AUGGAUAAGUGCAAAAGGUUUCCAAGGCAGCGCAGAAAUUACACAAAAGCGCUCAACCCUAAAUUCGGCAGCCAGUCCCUAUGCUUGCGAAUUGUAUGUAAAAUACAAAUCGAGUGUAUUAUCAGGAUUGGAUAUAAAAGCUAUUUCCGCCACUCAGUUGUCAGAGGUAAAGUGAAGAUCACUCUGGGUUUCGGUGACAAUUUCAUACAAAUUAUUUGGACACUAAUUUUGAAGCUCAUCUUUAGAAAAAAGGCAAUACGGAAACAAAGCGCUAGCAAAAAUAAAAUGAAGCGACGUUAUAAUCUGAAAUCGGAAGUUAAGUACGAGUAUAGCACUUCGUUUACGGCAACCAUCAAUCAAUCGAGAACGUGAGUAAUUUUAUCGUUUCCUAUUUAAUCGCAAGCGCAAUUGCAUUACUAAUAAAUAAUCAAAUUAA
Messenger RNA from Bactrocera latifrons, 436 nucleotides. RefSeq lists its product as uncharacterized. The coding region runs from base 1 to 372 and encodes 123 amino acids. Lineage: Eukaryota; Metazoa; Arthropoda; Insecta; Diptera; Tephritidae. The transcript is spliced from 2 exons. The record is from RefSeq and is a predicted model, not a curated record.